UGACAGGAAGACUCAUUCCACUGACUCAGCUACCUCUCUUUCUUUGUUUCUCUGUGACUCUGCAGCGACUCAUCCGCCAUGACUGGCCACGCCAAACCUCUAAACCCCGACGAUUUCCUCCUCAAUUACGACGACAACGAAGUCCGCAUCGCUGCCGAAUUUUUGUCCAAUUGGUUGCCCUUCUUAGCUCGCGGCCUCUGCCAAUCUUGCACCCACACCAUCUCCCACACCAUCCGAUCUCUCCACACAGAACGGGAUGCUGCUGUUUCUACACCAAGUAUUAACUGCAAGGAAGAUUCGGGUAACUGUAGUGCCCGUUCGGACUGGAUUGCAAAAGACGGUGCAGAUAACUAUGAUGAUGAUGAUGGUGAUGAUGAUGAUUCACAUUCUUUGGGUAGUUGGAAGGAUGAGGCGGAUCGAUUAUCAGAACAGACUGUUGAAGCAUCGUCUACAAGCGAAGUGCUAAACUCCUCAGCACGGCAACAAAGCCCUAGGUUUAAAAAGUCUUGGGCAGAUAUGGCUAUGGAGGAUGAGCUUGCAGCAGAAGAAGACAAUGAGGAUAGCAAUGGGCUUGUUGAGGCGAAUGAUUCUUUUUCAGAGGGAACCUCCGUGGCUGUAGCUAAGCCAAAGGUGGUAUUGUCAAGGGAUCAGAGAGAAUACAUUCGGUUCUCUGGAGUCCAAAGGAAAAAGGACUUUAUAUGUUUGGAAAGGAUCAAUGGAAAGCUUGUAAACAUCGUAGAUGGGUUGGAGCUACAUAAAGCUGUCUUCAGUGCAGCAGAGCAGAAAAGAAUUGUUAGUUACGUUGAGGAGCUUGAAGAGAUGGGAAGGAAUGGAAAAUUGAAAUCGCGCACAUAUACCGCUCCUCAGAAGUGGAUGAGAGGGAAGGGGCGUAUAACUCUUCAAUUCGGUUGCUGUUACAACUAUGCCACAGAUAAAAGGGGAAAUCCACCAGGCAUCCUCAAGGCUGAAAUUGUUGAUCCGUUGCCUCAUUUGUUCAAGGUUAUGAUCAAAAGGCUUGUCCGGUGGCAUGUUUUGCCGUCUUCUUGUGUGCCUGAUAGCUGUAUCGUGAAUAUCUACGAAGAAGGGGACUGUAUACCGCCUCAUAUUGACAAUCAUGAGUUUGUUAGGCCAUUCUGUACAGUCUCGUUUCUUAGCGAGUGUGAUAUACUUUUUGGGUCGAACUUGAAAAUAGCUGGCCCUGGUGAAUUUGAAGGUGAUUUUGCGAUUCCCCUGCCACUUGGAUCUGUUCUUGUAUUGAAUGGAAAUGGAGCUGAUGUGGCUAAACAUUGCAUCCCAGCCGUCCCUUCCAGAAGGAUAUCGAUUACCUUUAGGAGAAUGGAUGAAACUAAAAGGCCAAUCGGGUACACUCCUGAACCAGAUUUGCAAGGGCUUCAACCAUUGCUGGAUGAAGAGGAAAGAUUCAGAAAGGAUAAUGCUUCAAGAAACAGACGUGCUUCGAGAAGGCCAGCAGAUGGAAGGGAGUCCAGGAUAGAUAGGGGAAGAGGAUUGGCUUCGGAAAACCCAAAUCCCCGUUAUUCAGGACGAACAAGACAAGGCCCUCCAAAUAGGAGAAGGUUCCAGUCUAAUCUGGAAUAUUGAUGAGUGAAAGAUCUUUUAGAGUUGGUUACUGCAUUCCCAGUGGUCUCAUAUAUAUUCGGAUAUUCCCCUACAUAUCUGUUGAGCGACUCUCUGUCGCCACUCAUCAGGUAUCAUCUAAAUUAUCACUGGAAGCAUCUUGGUUUAAGGUUAUUAUGAUGCGUGUGCUUUGCGUAUAGCUACAGCAAACUGUUGUCCGAGUCCUGUUCCUUACUUAAAAGAGUCAAUGUUAGUUAGGGGGUGAAUUUGUGAGUGGGUGUUCGGAUGCUCUGUUGUGGUAUUUGUGCUUCCUAUUUCGAAGAUAGGACGAUAUGAUGACGGUGUUCAUCUCCGAGUGGUGUUAAUAUCGCAGGCUCAGCUGCGAAAAUGAGUAGUUGAAUUCGAAGUUCGAACCUAGAAAGCUGGCUGGAAUAUAAGAAAACGGCUACAACCAUUCAAGGGGAAAUUCAUUGAAGAUUGUUUUUCAAUUAUUUUUUUCUUCCAUAAUUUGCUUGUAUUUGAGGAUGGAUGAACACGGAUAUUUAUUUAAGUCGGUUUUUUUCAUGACUGUUAUUGUAUUGAGUUAUCAGUUUAAAUAAGUAUUAGGGAUUCUCCGAA
Messenger RNA from Salvia hispanica, 2193 nucleotides. RefSeq names its product RNA demethylase ALKBH9B-like. Gene Ontology annotation, molecular function: demethylase activity; mRNA binding. Gene Ontology annotation, biological process: mRNA catabolic process. The record is from RefSeq and is a predicted model, not a curated record. NCBI's taxonomy places the organism in Eukaryota, Viridiplantae, Streptophyta, Magnoliopsida, Lamiales, Lamiaceae.